AUGACGUCACCAUCAUUGGCUACAUUUCACUCCACUUUACUGAAACCACUACUGAGACUCACAGGCAGUCAGACCUCAACCAACAUGUGGCUUUAUAUCAUAUUUUCCAUUUGUUUGGGAGUUGUGUAUAAUGUGGAUGCAAAUGCUGUUAAGUCAGUAUCAGUGACUGAAGGAGAUUCUGUCUCUUUAAACAAUGAUGGUACUGAACUACAGAGAGAGGAUCAGAUUCUGUGGAUGUCUGGACCUCGAGACACUCGUAUAGCUGAAAUCUAUAAGCAGAGGAUUUCUGUUUAUGAUAAAAAAGAAAAAUUCAGAGAUAGAAUAAGCGUGGAUAGUCGAACUGGAUCUCUGAGCAUAAAAAACAUCAGAACUGAACACUCUGGACUUUAUAAACUACAGAUCUUCAGUCACAGAGGAACUUCAUAUAAGAGAUUCAAUGUUACUGUGUAUGCACAUUUGCCCAUUCCGGUCAUCACCAGUACUUCAAAUUGUUCUUUUUCUUUAUCAUCAUCAUCAUCAUCAUCAUCAUCAUCAUCAUCAUCAUCUUCAGGAUCAUCAGUGUCUAAUUGUUCACUGCUGUGUUCAGUUGUGAAUGUGAGAGAUGUGACUCUCUCCUGGUACAAAGGAAACAGUUUAUUGUCCAGCAUCAGUGUGUCUGAUCUCAGCAUCAGUCUCUCUCUACCUCUGGAGGUGGAAUAUCAGGAGAACAACAUCUACAGCUGUGUGAUCAACAAUCCCAUCACAAACCAGACUCAACACAACAUCAACAUCACUCAACUCUGUCACACGUCUCCUCCCUCAGACCCUGUCCAGUGUUGUGGUUUCACUGAAGCCAUCAUCCGAUUGGUUGUCUCUGCUGUGGUGGGCGUGGCAGCUUUUGCUGUAGUGGUUUAUGACAUUAGAUCCUGAGCUAAACAGAAGAGGAGAGCACAAAUGAGGACUCUAACAAACUGUGUUUCUGAAAAAGGAAAAAGGCUUUAAUGUCAGGUUUAUGUUGAUGAAUAUUAUAAGAAAAGUAUCAGAAAACAUUACAAAAGAAAAUGUGUCUGGCAGAUAGUAGAAAGAUUUAACCACAA
Molecule: messenger RNA, 1076 nt
Organism: Carassius carassius (crucian carp)
Lineage: Eukaryota; Metazoa; Chordata; Actinopteri; Cypriniformes; Cyprinidae
Product: SLAM family member 9-like
Exons: 4
Coding region: 1-909 (302 amino acids)
Source: RefSeq, a predicted model, not a curated record